AUGGUUGCAUUCCACAAACUAGCUGCGGUCUCGGCCCUAAUCGUGUCGCUCGCUGCAGCAGCUCCAGUGAGAAAUCCAAGCCAACUCGGUCAAAGGAUCAAGUGCCUAGCUUUAGGCUGUACACACCUGGAACUGGCACCGUAUUCACUCGCCGCUGUAGACAUGGGGGGAAGUGAUACGUCAGCUGAUAGGAGCGAGAACGUUGGGGAGUUUGCAGAGAUUGGAAGUUCCGACAUUAUGAUCCAGGAUGAUACCUUGCCUCCCAGGGACGAGCCCGAAACCAUCAUCCCUGAUGAAUCGAACAUCCUUGUCAAGGAUGACAUUGUCAAGAAGCCGUUGGAAGAGCACGUGGGCGACGAGACAAAGGAUGUUGAUCACGGCAAACGGGAAAUGCAGGAGCGACUUGAACAGCCUGGUGUGGAAGAGGAACAUGAUGACACCACCCUUACGCCUAACUCACAUCGUCCCGCCACCGGCUCCGACGAGGUCCCCGAAUCAGCCCCGCUUGACGAAACCGCGCCCAAUCCGCUCCUCAAGGCGGAGGAGAGAUUGACUUAUAAAGAGAAUACACCUACCCCAGCUCUGAGAUACCAUUUUCGAGGGAGAAAGGUCCUGGAAUCACAUGGAAAGAUAUAUUUACUGACGAUACCACGAUCUGUCUGUCUCCAGUCUCUCCGAGUCGCCCCUCCAGCAACGCACCCAACCAGCACGUCGAACACGACAGCCUCGAAGCUCUCGUCCAGCACCAAAUCCAAAGACAACCUCGACCGCGGCGCGCCCUCGGCCCCCGGCUUGCAUGACACGCUCCGGGCCUCGCUGUACCCUCCUCCCCAAUCUUCCCAAACCACACAAACACUCACAUCAACGCACCCUUUGGAAUCCCGCCUGGCGAACUGGCAAGCGACACAAGAGGCGACGCGACUACAGCUCCUGCGCCGCAACUUUGGUAUUGCAGAGCCGCUCCGCCGCGGCAUGGAGCUCAAGCUGGUGCGGGAGGCGGACUCGUUUCGGCCCUCCGUGCUGGGCAGGCCGGCGGGCGUGCACGAGGAGAUAUUGACGGGGCGGGACAUGGAGAUUAGCUGGGAGGACGUCUACGCCGGACAGGACGGGGUGAGAUUAGCCGGACAGGGCGGCGACGGACAUGGGGUCGGGUGGAUGGAGGAGAUGGAACGAAAGGUCGGGAUGGGCAAGUGGUGA
This is a messenger RNA of Cladophialophora bantiana CBS 173.52, 1197 nucleotides long. RefSeq lists its product as uncharacterized. Gene Ontology annotation, biological process: proteasome assembly. Gene Ontology annotation, cellular component: cytoplasm; nucleus. Lineage: Eukaryota; Fungi; Ascomycota; Eurotiomycetes; Chaetothyriales; Herpotrichiellaceae. The record is from RefSeq and is a predicted model, not a curated record. The transcript has 2 exons. The coding region runs from base 1 to 1197 and encodes 398 amino acids.